AUGGGGCGGCAUGCGUCGGUGGGAUCAUCGAUCUCCAUGUCGGACGCCGACGCAGAUUUCUCCGACGACAAAGAGCUAGAAUGGCCCUUCGGCAUCAUCGACUCUCUUCGCCGCUCCGAUCUUCGAGAGACCGCCUAUGAACUCUUCUUCAUGUCCUGCCGCUCCUCUCCCGGCUUCGGUGGCCGUUCUCCUCUUUCCUUCUACCCUUCCUCCACCUCUCAAGACGGCGGCGCCGCCACCGGAGAUUUCUCCGGUUCUCUCUUGGGCCCUAAAGGAGGGACAGGGAUGAUGGUGGUCACAAGUAGGAUUAAAAAGUCACUUGGUUUGAAGAGGAGUAGAGCCUCUAUGAUGAGACCAAUGAGUAUUGGCGGCGGUGUUGUUGGUGGCUCCGGCGGCGGCGGCGGCGGUGGUGGUGGUGGCUCUGGAGCGAACUCGCCUAAAGUUAAACGUCCGAUGACGUCGGCUGAGAUAAUGCGGCAGCAAAUGAAGGUCACUGAGCAGAGCGAUCACCGGCUUCGCAAGACCCUUAUGCGCACUCUUGUUGGUCAGACAGGAAGAAGAGCAGAGACAAUAAUCCUCCCUCUAGAGCUUCUCCGUCAAUUAAAGCCCUCAGAAUUCAGUGAUGCACAAGAGUAUCAUUCAUGGCAACGUCGGCAACUAAAAAUUCUCGAAGCCGGCCUCCUCCUCCACCCAUCCAUUCCGCUAGACCGGCUAAACUCCACGGCGGUCCGUCUCCGUGAAGUUUUCCGAUCAAGUGAGCUCAAGCCUAUUGACACUGGCAAAAAUUCCGAUCAAAUGCGGCUUCUAUGUAAUGGUGUGCUCAAUUUAGCUUGGCGUAGCGCGAACGGUGCACCGUCGGAAGUAUGUCAUUGGGUCGACGGAUUCCCGAUCAAUGUACAUCUAUAUCUUGCUCUUCUACAAUCGAUUUUCGAUCUUCGGGAUGAGACAAUUGUUCUUGAUGAAGUUGAUGAGCUUGUUGAGCUAAUGAAAAGAACUUGGUCUACUCUUGGACUUAAUAGAAUGAUCCAUAAUGUGUGCUUCACUUGGGUGCUCUUUCAGCAGUAUGUUCUUACUGGCCAGGUGGAGCCAGACCUAAUGACAGCAACACUAGCAAUGCUAACAGAUGUUGCAAAUGAUGCAAAGAGAACUGAAAGAGAACCAGGCUAUGCAAAGGUUUUAUCAACCACAUUAGCAUCAAUGCAAACUUGGGCUGAGAAAAGGCUACUUGACUACCAUGACAACUUUGACAGGACCACCGUAGCUAAUUUGGACAACAUUCUUGCUCUUGCUCUCACCACCUCUAGGAUCAUCAACAAUGAGGAUGUUUCCGGCAUCGCCAACAGUGUCUUCGAGCGGGAUACCGCUGUCGAUCGUUAUAUAAGGUCAUCUAUGCGCAAUGCUUUCACAAGGAUCCUAGAAAGUGGGAAUGGAGUAGACAGCAUGGUGGUGGAAGUGGAUGAAGAGCCAAGUGAAAUCAUAGUGCAACUAGCCAAAGACACAGAGGAACUAGCUCUUGUGGAAAAAGACACUUUUAGCCCUGCCCUUAAAAGAUGGCACCCUGUUCCAACUGCCUUGGCUGUGGGUACCCUUCACAACUGCUUUGGGGUCAUACUAAAACAGUACUUGGCCAGAGUUACAAGCCUCACCAAUGAAUUGGUUAGAGUCCUACAGUCUGCUGCCAAGCUUGAGAAGGUCUUGGUUCAGAUGGUUGUCGAAGACUCCGCCGAUUGCGAAGACGGCGGUAAAGGUGUUGUUCGAGAAAUGGUUCCUUAUGAAGUCGACUCCGUUAUAAUGACUCUCUUGAAGAGUUGGAUGGAUGAGCGGAUGAGGAUCGGGAAAGAAUUUCUCGCUCGAGCAAAAGAAACUGAGAGUUGGAUCCCAAAGUCAAAAACAGAGCCAUUUGCACAGUCUGCAGUGGAUUUGAUGAGGUUGGCAAAGGUGACAGUUGAUGAGUUUUAUGAGAUUCCAGUCAGUUCAAGGGAGGAUUUAGUGAUGGAACUUGCUGAUGGGUUGGAGACUCUCUUCCAGGAUUAUACAGCUUUCGUUGCUUCUUGUGGAUCAAAGCAAAGUUACAUCCCUCCACUUCCUCCACUAACAAGAUGCAGCCAAGGUUCAAAAUUCACCAAACUCUGGAAGAAGGCAACUCCAUGCAGCAGCUCAAUAGCCAACAGACCUCUCAACAUGGGCAAUGGCCCCAUUGACGGCCACCACCCACGUCCCUCCACCAGCCGCGGCACUCAACGUCUCUACAUUCGCAUAAACACUCUCCAUUUCCUACUCUCCCAUAUCCAUUCCCUCGAAAAAUCCCUCUCUUUCUUCUCCGGUCGCGUCCGCCCUUCACCUUCUAACCGUCGCCUAAUUCCAGCUCACCGUUUCAGUCUCUCUUGCUCGGCCAUCCAAUCCGCAAUUCUUCAUGUCUCCGAGGUUGCUGCCUACCGUCUAAUCUUUCUUGAUUCUAAUCAUUCCUUCUGCGACAGCCUCUAUGUGCAAGACGUUGCAAACUCAAGAAUUCGUCCAGCAUUGCGCAUACUCAAGCAGAACUUGACACUACUUGUAUCUGUCCUCACCGAUAGAGCGCAACCGGUUGCAGUCAAGGAAGUGAUGAAGGCCUCCUUUGAAGCCUUCCUCAUGGUGCUACUCGCCGGAGGUUCUGAAAGAGCUUUCUCAAUAUCAGACUAUGAGAUGAUACUCGAGGACUUCAAGAAUUUGAAGCGAGUGUUUUGUACCACCGGUGAAGGGCUUGUGGCUGAGGAAGUUGUUGAACAGGAAUCUGAGGUUGUUGAAGGAAUUGUCACACUCAUGGGACAACCGUCGGAGAGGCUUGUCGAAGAGUUCAGCAUUGCGGCUUGUGAGUCGAGUGGCAUGGGAGGGCUCACGGGGAACGGGGUGAAGGUGCCAAUGCCUCCGACGACAGGGAGGUGGAACCGCGCUGAUCCUAACACUCUUUUAAGGGUCUUGUGCCACCGAGACGAUGAAAUUUCAAACAGUUUCUUGAAGAGGACCUUUCAGUUGGCAAGGAGACACUGA
Messenger RNA from Dioscorea cayenensis subsp. rotundata (Guinea yam), 3027 nucleotides. Its product is annotated as protein unc-13 homolog. The record is from RefSeq and is a predicted model, not a curated record. Lineage: Eukaryota; Viridiplantae; Streptophyta; Magnoliopsida; Dioscoreales; Dioscoreaceae.